AUGGACGACACCGCGAGGCUUGUCUCAGAUCUGCACCAAAAGCUCGCCCACCUCGACGGCAAGGUCGCUGCUUACCAGCGCGACAUGCUUGCCGAGUUUCACCGGUACAUGGACGACUGUCUGAAAAACUACCCAGUCCACGUUUCGUCCGAGGUCUCCCGAGUCAUGGCCGAGUCCAUGCACAAGUACCCGGCCCUCACCUUGAUGGCCCGCGACGCCCGCGACGCCCGCGACGCUGAAAGUCCUCGACCUCAGUCGCCCACAAACAAGAUCCUCGACAGUGAAGCCCUUCCCAGAGACGUUCGCAAGUCGCCUCCGCCCAUUUUGUACCAUACAUCCGGCACCCCGAAGGAAGGCCCAAGAAGCCCCCAUGAGCGCGAGAGAGAGUUCCAAGGCUUGUUCACUCCUAGAUACCUGCCCCUGCUCGAUAGCACCCACCGCGGCCUGCAGUCACCCCCGGAGUCGCCAGUGCCCACGCCGCUGCCGCUUCCCUUGUCUCAAGAUAAUGUGAAGAAAGUGGAGGACUUCAAGGAGCCAGAGGCCAUGUUGAAGCUUGAAAUCCGCCCGACCCCGGUCAGACGGAUGACCGACCGAUCCUCAUCGUCAGUUGAGUCGUCGGCUUCUGGAAGCGACUCAAAAUUGCGAAGGAGCGCUUUGCGACGUUCUUCGAGUUCAACCAAGGGCAGCCCGCGCCGGGUGCGUUUCGAAUUUGCGGGUGAGGAGGUGUUUCCAUCGACUUCUCCCCAGGACACUUCUGCCGUUACAGUCCCGCCCCUGUUCAGUGGGGAUGAUGGGGCAGAUGGGGCGCAGACUCCUCCUCCUCCCCCUCCUCAACUGGAGGCCGCUGCGCCUAUCAUACCCUCGAUAAACGAACCACCUGCGUAUAGCGGAACAUCGUUGCUUGACGUUGAAGGCGAGGAGGACGCGCUGCCGAGGCCUAAGAAAGUCUCGUCCACACAAGCACUUCGCGCGCUUUCUCGGAACGCCCCCCUAGAUGCCGGAACUUGGACAGAGGUGAAUGCGGACUUGGAAGAGACGCCCAAGAUGAACGGCGGAACGCAAGAGAAUAGCGCCCUACAGCAAGACCAGCCGUCAGGGCAGUUUUCCGGAGGAAUGCCACAAGACGGUCAGCGUCACGAACAGCUUCAUCCUCAAGCAGAGAAUCUCACAAAACACAAAGUCGAGACCAAAUCUUCCCCUCUCGCACACCAUGUUGUAACGCAACAGCCCAAUGGCGACCAGAGUCUCGGGUCCCCACUGGAAGAGUUGCAACGGGAUGAAGACGACGACAGUUCCGACGACGACGAAUUUCUCUCGAUGAAACCGAAGAAAAAGCCAAUCUCGCCAACUAUUCGAAGCUCAUUUGGGCGGCUACCUACGAUCUCUGAGACCGCUCAAAACACUGCAAGGUCUUCACCCAACAACGCCGCUCAUACUAAAUCGCCGGCGGUGGAUGAGUUUGGUAAAGGGAAGGUGGUGGAUGACGUACCCGAAGAUGCCUUCUUUGACUUUGAGGGAGAGGGCAUCUCUACUGGUGUAGAAUCCGAUACAGAGAAGUACAUCGCCGAAGAUGAUUCCGAUGAUGACGACAACGACGCUGCUGCGAGCAAGAUACCACCCGAAGAACGCCCGAGAGUGGCCUCCAUAGCCAGCGGAUCUAAUGCGCAGACUGAACCAGCCCCAGUCCGCAAGAUUCCUCCGGCCACGCCAUCGGCCGCCUUGUUUGGCCACUCGGUCGGAUCGUACAAGGGAACUUCCAUGCGGAUGAACCCCAUCAGCAACCCGAAGCUGUACGAUGAGAUUGCUGGCAUGAGAAACGUACACACCUUUGUUGGUAGUGUCGAUGGACGCAGCGGCGUGGAGGCUAUUGAUAUGGGGAGCUACCGUGCAUAUUUGGUUAAGAACCAUGCCAGUGCUACCCCCCGCAGUUUCACGGAGCGAUUGGCAUUUGAAGAGGCUAUGGAGCGGAGGAGGUCAAUGAGGGACUCGGACAACGAAGAUGUGUAG
Molecule: messenger RNA, 2007 nt
Organism: Neurospora tetraspora
Lineage: Eukaryota; Fungi; Ascomycota; Sordariomycetes; Sordariales; Sordariaceae
Exons: 1
Coding region: 1-2007 (668 amino acids)
Source: RefSeq, a predicted model, not a curated record